Messenger RNA from Mobula hypostoma (lesser devil ray), 8113 nucleotides. RefSeq lists its product as uncharacterized. Bases 2217 to 3143 code for a protein of 308 amino acids. Lineage: Eukaryota; Metazoa; Chordata; Chondrichthyes; Myliobatiformes; Myliobatidae. The transcript has 3 exons. The record is from RefSeq and is a predicted model, not a curated record.
GAAGGGUGAAGUAAAGAGCUGGGAAGUUGAUUGGUGAAAGAGAUUAAGGGCUGGAAAACACGGAAUCCGAUUAGGUGUUAAGCCACCCUACAACCAACUCCACAAGCCCUGUAAUGCAGAGAUGAAAUAAUGACCAACUGCUGCUUGAAUAUUCUGACUUUCAGGAUUAAAAAAUGUCCACCUUUAAAAAUCCACGGUGGCUGGGAUCCUGUUGGAGUCCAUGAUCUACAGCUGCACUCAAACCACAGUUCUUCAUGGCAGUGGGUUCCCACUCUCAGAGCUCGCUGAGCGGCCGUUUUCAAUAUCUCCAGCAGUGGCCUGGAAGAUGUGGCCAGGGGGUACCCCUGUGGACCCGAUUCCUCGCUGGUGUCGGCAACUAAAGAGCUGCGGGAGAUCGGAACAUCAAGACAGCAUGUGCAGCUGUUGGAAGCCUCUGCUCUCGAGCAAUCGCUAUCUCUCAAUGGUGAAGGAACAUGAAAUGAAAGCAAUGUGGUAGACUGUAAUAUCAAAACAGCGAGCUCUUGGUCUUCCCUGUCACUGUGACUGAUAACCCUCUCUCCCUUGUUAGUGAGAUAGAUGUGUUUGCUGAGGCAGGUGGGGGAGGGUUGAUACUUUGCUGCUGUUUGUGCGUCGAAGGGGGAGAGGAGCUACAAUUCAUUCAUUGGGUUUUUGUUUCUGUUUCAUGGAUGUCUGUGGAGAGUAAGAAUUUCAGGUUGCAUAAUGUAUACUUUUUCCUAUAUUAUAUAGAACCAUUGAACCUUUUUGAGCAAGGAUGUAAUGCUGAGGCUUUAUAAGAAUGUUGUCAGAUUGCACUUAGAGUAUUGUGAGCAGUUCUGCGCCUGUAAUCUAUGAAAAGAUGUGCUGGCAUUGGAGGAUGUAGAGGAGGUUCACGAGAAUGAUUCUGGAUAAGAAAGAUAUUGCGUCUACAAUAUCCUGAAGUGGAAGGUGAACAGCCAGAGGUCGUGGUACAUAUUGGUGCCAAUGACAGGGUAGGAAAAGGGAGCAGGUCCUGCAAACAGACCACAGGGAGCUAGGAAGGAAGUUCAGAAGCAGGACCUCAAAGGUAGUCAUCUCAGGAUUACUGCCUGUGCCACACGACAGUGAGUAUUGGAAUAGAGUGAGGUGGAGAAUAAAUGCGUGGCUGAAGGAUUGGAGCAGGGGGCAGGGAUUCAGAUUUCUGUAUCAUUGGGACCUCUUUUGGGAAAGGUGUGAACUGAACAAAAAGGACGGGUUGCACUUGAAUCCGAGGGGGACCAAUAUCCUAGCAGGGAGGUUCGCUAAGGCUAUUGGAGAGAGUUUAAACUAGAAUUGCUAGGGGGUGGAAACUGAACUGAAGAGACGGAGGAAGGGCCGGUUGGCUCAUAAAUAGAGGAAGCUUGUAGACAGUGUGAGAGGGAGAAUAGGCAGGUGAUAGAGAAGGGAUGCGCUCAGACUGAUGGUUUGAAAUGCGUCUAUUUUAAUGCAAGAAGCAUCAUGAACAAAGUGGAUGAGCUUACAGCAUGGAUCACUACUUGGAUCUAUGAUGUUGUGGCCAUUACAGAGACUUGCAUAGCUCAAGGGCAGGAAUGGUUACUUAGAGUGUCAGGCUUUAGAUGUUUCAGAAAGGACAGGGAGGAAGGCAAAAGAGCUGGGGGCAUGGCACUGUUAAUCAGAGAUAGUGUCACAGCUGCAGAAAAGGAGGAGGUCAUCGAGGGAUAGUCUAUUGAAUCUCUCUAGGUGGAAGUUAGGAACAGAAAGGGACCAAAACUCUACUAGGUGUUUUUAUAGACCACCCAAUAGUAACAGGGAUAUUGAGGAGCAGAUAGGGAGACAGAUUCUGGAAAGGUGUAAUAAUAACAGGGUUGUCAUGGUGAGAGGUUUUAAUUUCCCAAAUGUUGAUUGGCAUCUUCCUAGAGCAGGGGGUUUAGAUGCCGCGGAGUUUGUUAGGUGUGUUCAGGAAGGUUUCCUGACACAAUAUGUAGAUAAGCCUACAAAAGGAGAGGCUGUACUUGAUCUAGCAUUGCAAAUGAACCUGGUCAGGUGGCAGUUCUCACAGUGGGAGAGCAUUUUGGAGAUAGUGAUCAUAAUUCUAUUCUCUUUACCAUAGCACUGGAGAUGGAUAGGAACAGACAAGUUAGGAAAGUGUUUAAUUGGAGUAAGGGGAAAUAUGAAGCUAUCAGGCAGGAACUUGGAAGUAUAAAUUGGGAACAGAUGUUCUCAGGAAAUGUACGGCAGAAAUGUGGCAAAUGUUCAGGGGACAUUUGUGCGGGGUUCUGUGUAGGUAUGUUCCAAUGAUACAGGGCAAGGAUGGUAGGGUACAGGAACCAUGGUGUAUAAAAGCUGUUGUAAAUCUAGUUGAGAAGAAAAGAAGAGCUUACGAAAGGUUAAAAAAACUAGGUAAUGACAGAGAUCUAGAGGAUUAUAAGGCUAGCAGGAAGGAGCUUAAGAAUGAAAUUAGGAGAGCCAGAAGAGACCAUGAGAAGGCCUUGGCAAGCAGGAUUAAGGAAAACCCCAAGGCAUUCUACAAGUAUGUGAAGAGCAAGAGGAUACGGCGUGAGAGAACAAUCAAGUGUGACAGUGGAAAAGUGUAUAUGGAACCUGAGGAGACAGCGAAGGUACUUAAUGAAUACCUUGCUUCAGUAUUCACCACGGAAGAGGACCUUAGCGAUUGUUGGGAUGACGUACAGCAGACUGAAAAACUUGGGCAUAUAGACAUUAAGAAAGAGGAUAUGCUGGAGCUUUUGGAAAACAUUAAGUUGGAUAAGUCACUGAAACUGGACAAGAUGUACCCCAGGCUACUGUGGGAGGUGAGGGAGGAGAUUGCUGAUCCUCUGGCAAUAAUCUUUGCAUCAUCAAUAGGGACAGGAGAGGCUCCAGAGGAUUGGAGGGUUGCAGAUGUUGUUCCCUUAUUCAAGAAAGGGAGUAGAGAUAGCCCAGGAAAUUAUAGACCAGUGAGUCUAACUUCUGCGGUUGGUAAGCUGAUGGAAAAGAUCCUGAGAGGCAGGAUUUAUGGACAUUUGGAGAGGCAUAAUGUGAUUACGAAGAGUCAUUUCGACCAUAAACUGCUGCCACAGUACACAGUAAAAACGAAACAACGUUCCUCCAGGACCAUGGUGCUACAUGAAACAACACAAAACUACACUAGACUAAGUGAGACAACAUAAGGCUACACUAGACUACAUAAGACAACACAAAAACUACACUAGACUACAGACCUACACAGGACUACAUAAAGUGCACAAAACAGUGCAGGGCAGUACAAUAAAUAAUAAACAAGAUAUUGGCACAGUAGAGGACAAAUUACAAUAUAAUAAUAAAUGAUGUAGAUGUCAGUCUAGUCUCUGGGUAUUAAGGAGUCUGAUGGCUUUGGGGAAGAAACUUGCACAUUCUGGUCAUGACAGCCCAAAUGCUUUGGUACCUUUUGCCAGAUGACGGGAGGGAGAAGAGUUUGUAUGAGGGGUGUGUGGGGUCCUUCACAAUGCUGUUGGCUUUAUGGGUGCAGCAUGUAGUGUAAUUAUCUGUAAUGGCGGGAAGAGAGACCCCGAUGAUCUUCUCAGCUGACCUCACUAUCCGCUGCAGGGUCUUGCGAUCCGAGACGAUACAAUUUCCGAACCAGGCAGUGAUGCAGCUGCUCAGGAUGCUCUCGAUACAUCCUCUGUAGAAUGUGGUGAGGAUGGGGGGGUGGGAGAUGGACUUCUCUCAGCCUUCGCAGGAAGUAGAGACGCUACUGUGCUUUCUUGGCUAUGGAACUGGUGUUGAGGGACCAGGUGAGAUUCUCCACCAGGUGAACACCAAGAAACUUGGUGCUCUUAACGAUCUCAACAGAAGAGCCGUCAAUGUUCAGCGGAGAGUGGUCGCUCCGUGCUCUCCUGAAGUCAACAACCAUCUCUUUUAUUUUGUUCACAUUCAGAGACAGGUUGUUUGCUCUGCACCGGUCCAUUAGCUGCUGCACCUCCUCUCUGUAUGCUGACUAAUUGUUCUUGCUGAUGAGACCCACCACGGUUGUGUCAUCGGCGAACUUGAUGAUGUGAUUCAAGCUGUGUAUUGCUGCACAGUCGUGGGUCAGCAGAGUGAACAGCAGUGGACUGAGCACACAGCCCUGGGGGGCCCCCGUGCUCAGUGUGAUCGUGUUGGAGACGCUGCUCCCGAUCUGGACUGACUGAGGUCUCCCAGUCAGGAAGUCUAGGAUCCAGUUGCAGAGGGAGGUGUUCAGGCCCAGCAGUUUCAGCUUUCCAGUCAGGUGCUGAGGAAUGAUUGUGUUGAAUGCUGAACUGAAGUCUAUAAACAGCAUUCGAAUGUACAUGUCUUUUUUGUCCAGGUGGGUGAGGGUCAGCAUGGCUUUGUCAAAGGCAGGCUGUGCCUUACAACCUGAUUGAAUUUUUUGAGGAUGUGACUGAACACAUUGAUAAAGAUAGAGCAGUAGAUGUAGUUUAUAUGGAUUUCAGCAAGACAUUUGAUAAGGUAUCCCAUGCAAGGCUUAUUGAGAAAGUAAGGAGGCAUGGGAUCCAAGGAGACAUUGUUUUGUGGAUCCAGGACUGGCUUGCCCACAGAAGGCAAAGAAUGGUUGUAGAUGGAUCAUAUUCUGCAUGGAGGUCGGUCACCAGUGGUGUACCUCAGGGAUCUGUUCUGGGACCCCUUCUCUUUGUGACUUUUAUAAUGACCUGGAUGAGGAAGUGGAGGGAUAGGUUAGUAAAUUUGCUGACGACACAAAGGUUGGGGGUGUUGUGAAUAGUGUGGAGGGUUGUCAGAAGUUACAGUGGGACAUUGAUAGGAUGCAAAACUGGGCUGAGAAGUGGCAGAUGGAGUUCAACCCAGAUAAGUGUGAGGUGGUUCAUUUUGAUAGGUCAAAUAUGAUAGCAGAAUAUAGUAUUAACAGUAAGACUCCUGGAAGUGUGGAGGAUCAGAGGGAUCUUGGGGUCUGAGUCCAUAAGACACUCAAAGCUGCUGCGCAGGUUGACUGUGGUUAAGAAGGCUUACAGUGCAUUGGCCUUCAUCAACCGUGGGAUUGAGCUUAAGAGCCAAGAGGUAAUGUUACAGCUUUAGGGGACCCUGGUCAGACCCCACUUGGUGUACUGUGCUCAUUUCUGGUCACCUCACUACAGGAAGGGUGUGGAAACUAUAGAAAGGGUGCAGAGGAGAUUUACAAGGAUGUAGCCUGGAUUGGGGAGCAUGCCUUAUGAGAAUAGGUUGAGUGGACUUGGCCUUUUCUCCUUGGAGCGACAGAGGAUGAGAGGUGACCUGAUAGAGGUGUCUAAGAUGAUGAAAGGUGUAUAAGAUAAUGACAGGCAUUGAUCAUGUGGAUAGUCAGAGGCUUCUUCCCAGGACUGAAACGGCUAACAUGAGAGGGCACAGUUUUAAGGUGCUUGGAAGUAGGCACAGAGGAGAUGUCAGGGGUAAGUUCUUUUUUAAUGCAGGGAGUGGUGAGUGCGUGAAAUAGGCUGUUGGCGACAGUGGUACAGCCUGAUAUGAUAGGGCAUUUUACAAGACUCUUGGAUAGGUAUAUGGAGUUUAGAAAAAUAGAGGACCAUGGGUAACCCUAGGUAAUUUCUAAAAUAAGUACAUGUUCAGCACAGCAUCAUGGGCCGAAGGGCCUGUAUUGUGCUGUAGGUUUUCUAUGUUUCUAUGAAAGGGUUAAGGUACAAGGAGCAUUUGAUUGUUCUGGCAUGUAUUCAUAGAGAUCUUAUUUAAACCCAUUGACUAUUGAAAGGCCAAAAUAGAGCAGAUGUGAAGAGGAUGUUUCCUACAGUAGGGGAGUCUAGGACCAGAGGACACAACCUCAGAAUAUAAGGAUUCCCAUUUAGAACAGAGAUGCAGAGGAAUUUCUUUAGCCGGUAGGUGGUGUACCUGUGGAAUUCAUUGCCACGUGUAGCUAUGGAGGCCAAGUCACUGGAUAUAUUGAAAGCGGAGAGUGUUAGAUUCUUGAUUAGUCAGGGGAUCAAAGGUUAUGGGGACAAGGCAGGAGAAUGGGGUUGAGCUGAGUAAUAAAUCGGCCAUGAUGGACUGUUGGAGAAGACUCAAUGAGCUGAUUGGACUAAUUCUGCUCCUAUGUUGUAUGGUCUUGAGGUGUUGCCAGCACCAUCUUGACAAAAUUAUAACAAAGUGAAAGAAGAAAGGAAAUAUCUGUGACAUGAUGGAACCAAAAGAAACUGAAAAACAUAAGCAGUGGUGAUACUAGCUGAGAGAGGGUAAUGAAAGGAGGUGUCAACAGAAGACAAAUGAGAAGAGACGGGAGGUAAAAUACACUACAUUAUAGUUGCUGGAAAUUUUUAAUGAGAGUGAAUUGCAGGUAAGGUAACAUCUCUGUAGAGAGGAACACAGAAAAUUAACUUUUUAAAUGACAUUUCAUUGGAAAUGGCCAGUUCUGAUACAGACUAGGAAGGCUUUUUAUCAGAAACUGUUGAAUACAGGGUUAAAUUCUAAGCCCUACAAUGUGCCCAGAUGGAAGAUAAAUUACUGUUCUUCAGGCUUAUACUAAACUUCAUUGCAAAAGUGUAGCACUAAAGCUAAAAGGUCAAAGUGAGAUGCAUAAUUAAAGUGAGCAGUGGUUUCAGGGGCAGCGUCACCAUUCUCAAACAAAAGCACAAUACUGCUCUCAGGACCAAGCAAAUGAAUUCAACAAUUUCAGAUACUGCAUCAAAACUGGUCAGUUCUCAUUGAGGAUGUAAAUCUAUAAAGUUAACUCUGUUUUUCUAAAUUGCUGCCACACCAACUGAAUAUUUCCAGAGUUUACUUAUAUUUCAGGCUCCUACCAAUUCCAGUAUUUGUAUCUCAUUGAGACAACAUUCUUCUUUCUCUCUCUUCUGUAGUUAUACUUAAUUCUCUUUUGGGACAGAUGGCUGCAAUUAACAAGCUUGCACUACCCUCCUACAAGUAACACCACCACCACUAUCCUCAUUCUCAAAACAUCCCUCUCAGCAACCUAAGCCUAUUUUUAAUUCCAACUUUUCCAAGUUCUGGUUAGUGGUCAUCAACAGGAAACACUAACUCUGUCUUCUCAAGUACUGCCUGGGCUCCUGAGUAUAUGCAGCAUCUAUUUUUGUUCUAUGGUUGAAGAUUAUACUCUUUUAUUUUUGAUUCCUUCAACAUGUUUCCAACAUCAAACAUGUUGUCCACUUCUUUCUUUUUUCAGCAUUCCUUCAAGGACUUUAACUUACCUUCCAGCGUCACCAAUAUAGACUUCCCUUACUAUAUAUUGCACUGUUGUGUGUCAUCACAGCAAUGCAAUAUCUGCCCUUCAUAAAAUUAUUCUGUUCUCUCCCCUAUUCCUUCAGCCAGGCCCUUUAUCCUCUUUGUGGCUUACAGCAUCAUUCAUUUUGUCAAUAAACUCUUAUGCCUUCAGUGCUUCCUUUUCACUCUCAUUUCUCCUUUUUCUUCCUUUGUAUCUUAAACCAUACUUAGCCAUAUCAUUUCCCAAAUGAAAGGAAAUAUUAAAAUAUUAACUGCUCUUUAGUCCAUAACUUCUUCCCCUUGUACAAUUUUCCAACAUUUACUGUUCAAAUCCAUUCAACACUACCAAUCCUCCACAUCCUUCCACUAAUCUUCAAUCAUGGGAGCUGAGAGUGGGAAAGACUUCCAGAAAGUUUCUAAACAGAAAUUUCAAGAGAUAAAUCAUAAUGUUAGAUACUUCAUCUCUUUAAAAGGGUUGGUAAACUUGAACUUCUCUGAGUACAUAUUAUUUAACUUGAAAAGAUUUGCUGAUUGGAUCUUUAUACUCACCAUGCUCAGAACCACUUUACUGCGUGUGCUCACUAAGCAAUAAGUUAUAAGCCAGAAGUAAAACUAAUGACAUUUCAUGAGCAACUGCCUUCAAAGGUCAUGAUUACUUUAUUGCUGCUACAUAUUUAGGAACUGUGGGAUUAAGCAAAUAUAAUGCAUUCUCUACAGUCCCAACUCAAAACAUCAUCACAGUCCCAUUCUGUUUUUGUUCUUGAUAUCUUGAUGUCUUAUAUAGAUUUUUGUCCAUCGAAUAAUAUCCCAAAAGAAACAAACAUGUAAAAUACACAAUUGUGAAAGCUUAGUCCCAAUUACAAUCGUCAUUCAACAACAAAUUGCAUCAUUAAAAAGUGACAUGCACUCUACAUAAUGCUCUUAGAAGCGCUGGUGUUUUUUUUUUAUCUUGUGAAGAGGACUGGAA